GCGAGAAAGGGUUGACAGCUGCCAUUCCACGAGCUGUUUGUGCCAACUGCAGAUCCGGAAUCCCACAACAUCGAGACAAAGAAAAAGGAGAGGAAGAAGAAGAAGAAGAAGAAGAAGAAGAAGAAGAAGAAGAAGAAGAAGAAGAAGAAGAAGAAGAAGAAGAAGAAGAGGAAAAGGAAGAAGAAGGAGAAGAAUAAGAAGAAGGAGGAGAAGAAUAAGAAUAAGAAGAGGAGGAGAAGACGAAAGAAGAAGAAGGAGAAGACGAAGAGAAAGAUAAAAAAGAGGACGACAACGAAAAAGAAAAAGACGAAGAAGAAGAAGAAGAAGACAAAAACAAAAAAAAACAAAAAAAUCAACGUAGAAAAGACGAAGACAAACACGCGGAUAAAGAAGAGAACGAAGAAAACGAAAGAGAAGCAGAAGAAAAAAACGAAAACGAAAACGAAAUAAAAUGAACAACGAGAAAUACGAAACAGCCGAUGAAGAACUGCCUGGUCAAGAAACGCCUUUGCAAUGGAGGGUUCGCUUCCUUAAGCAGGUUCUGAUGAUGUUCGCCAUUGGCCUCGGCUUCGUCGUCCUAGGAAUGGCCACUUCGUAUCCGAACGCGGCCGUCGUGGAUCUCCGGCGCGAUAACUCGACACUUUUUGGCACUUCCUUUGACCUCGAAGCUUGGGAGGAGGAUAUGAUGGGAAGCAUCCUAUCUGGCGGAGGACUCGCUGGGACGUGGCUCGGAGGCUGGGCGCUCAGGAGGGCCGGGAGAAAAAGGUCCCUCAUGGCACUAGUCCUUCCCUGCGUGCUCGCCUGGGGGUUGGUGGCACUCUCGCUGAAUCCCGGGAUGCUGCUGACGGGGAGGUUCCUCUGCGGCGUGUUCUCCGGCAUGAUGUCCGUCGUGGGCAACGUGUACGCCGUGGAGCUUCCGGACACGAACGUCAGGGGCUUCCUGGCGAUGAUCCCGAACGUCAUGGUGAGCGCCGGCCUCGUGGCCAGUGUCAGCCUCGGCCUGUGCCUCCGCUGGUUCGAGAUCCCGGCGGUGGCCGUGGGGGUGUUCCUCGCGUGUUUCGCUUCGGUGUCCUUCGUGCCCGAGAGCCCGACGUUCCUGGCUGUCAGUGGGAGGGAGUCCGAGGCAAGGAAGGUCCUCAGGAGGCUUCGAGGGCCGAGCGCCGACGUCGAGGAGGAGCUGAAGGUCCUCAAAGAUCACAACCAGGACAAGGCGGGGCAACCGAUCUUCAGGCUGUUCCUCCAGCGGGACGUCCUCCGUGCCCUCGUAGGCUUAACAGGAGGCAGUGUGUAUGGCAUUCUCGCCCUCCAGCUGUUCACGCCCAUGCAGACCGCCCUCACCACGCCCGGGCUGUACUGGUUCUACGGGGGGGUGUCCAUUGCGGGCAUCCUCUUCUGCUGCGCCUUCGUCAGGGAGACCAUGAGAGUGGCUAUCGUGAUGGACCGUGAUAAGAAUCUGAAAACGAACCGGAUCUGGGUACGGACCAAGGACCCAACCAGAUGA
Messenger RNA from Penaeus indicus, 1501 nucleotides. Its product is annotated as facilitated trehalose transporter Tret1-like. Lineage: Eukaryota; Metazoa; Arthropoda; Malacostraca; Decapoda; Penaeidae. Bases 452 to 1501 code for a protein of 349 amino acids. Gene Ontology annotation, molecular function: transmembrane transporter activity. Gene Ontology annotation, cellular component: membrane. The transcript has 7 exons. Gene Ontology annotation, biological process: transmembrane transport. The record is from RefSeq and is a predicted model, not a curated record.